GGUGAGGAAGCAGGCACACAGACAGUGAAAGCAGAACCAGAGAAACGACUGUAAGACAUCAUGAAGCUCCAAACUUCCCUUCUGUUGGUCUGUCUAUUCAGGACAAGCUUUGGUCUUCCAGUGCAGAUUGGAAUUCUUGCAAGCAACAGCAAUGAGAUCCUGAGACUGAAUGGACUAACUCUGGCAGCUCUUGGACAAGCACAGGCGUCUUCAUUAUUACCCCAGUAUGUGCUGCAGCAGCAGCAGCCUGAGGUGCUGCUCACUCCACAAGUGGUGAACCUGAACCCUCAAAUGGCCGGUCCUUUCAGUCCUCAGGGGCCUCAGCUGUUUCUGCCCAACCAGGGCAACCCAUUUACACCUAUGUUUGUUCCCAAUGGCCAGCAAGAGCAGCUUGGGGGUCCAGUGGACCCAAAUGCUCCUAAUGUCCCUCAGCAGGCCCAAAACCCUGUUCAGAUGUUUCCACAUUUCCAGUACCCGGCUUAUGGAUUUCCUCAGUUUCCCAGGCAGCAGGGCUUCUCUUACUUUAUGCCUUCUUACGGCACAUAUCCUCAGCAGAGGAACAAUGCAGUGCUGCAGCCCAACAACGGUCAGCAGCAAACCCUGGAGAGAACCACACAGAGACCACAGCUCCCCCUGCAGCAAGCUUCCCAGCCUAAGGUGCAAACAGAAAGAAAAGAGUCUACUACGAUUCCUCCUGAUCCUCGUGGUGAUGCAUCUGGUCCAGGGAUUGAUGAGGGUCACUCCAACUUCCCCUUCUUGUUCGAGCCUUAG
Larimichthys crocea (large yellow croaker) is the source of this 771-nucleotide messenger RNA. RefSeq names its product odontogenic, ameloblast associated (gene odam). The coding region runs from base 61 to 771 and encodes 236 amino acids. The record is from RefSeq and is a predicted model, not a curated record. NCBI's taxonomy places the organism in Eukaryota, Metazoa, Chordata, Actinopteri, Sciaenidae. The transcript is spliced from 10 exons.